Dimorphilus gyrociliatus is the source of this 1446-nucleotide messenger RNA. The record is from the annotation of a GenBank genome assembly. NCBI's taxonomy places the organism in Eukaryota, Metazoa, Annelida, Polychaeta, Dinophilidae.
AAUGACCCGAGAGUCUCGUGAGAUUCCGUUUGGUCAGCGAGAUUAUGCGAAAAUUUUGAAGAAUUUCGCUAAUUUUGGGUUUUAAAAGGCUUUUCUACAUAAAAUAAUUAAUAUCAUUUAACAAUGACUGACGUAAGACAGAGAAAAGUUGAGGACAAAUCAGAUCGAAGUGAAAAUCAUCCAGGUUCGGGAGAUACAGCGGAUGAUUUGUCUAUAGACCCAGAUGUUUCUCAACAACUACCACAAGCUAGCGAUAAAACAACCGAAGUAAUUGACUCCGCUUUAAAAGAUUUAACACCAAGAUGGAGAAAUUGGAUUAUUCGCGGUAUUUUUACUUGGGUUAUGAUAUUUGGUUUUGCCGCAGUCAUAUACUUGGGACCUUUGGCCUUAGUGAUUUUAAUUUUUAUUAUACAAAUUAAAUGUUUUCAUGAAAUAAUAAAUAUCGGUUACGCCGUCUAUAAAUCUCACGAUUUACCCUGGUUCCGAACCUUGAGCUGGUACUUUUUAAUAGCAUCAAACUACUUUUUUUAUGGAGAAAGCUUAAUUCAAUAUUUUGGUGUACUUGCCAGCAAAACAGACUUUAUCAAGCCAUUUGUAACUUACCAUCGAUUUAUAUCUUUCUCUCUAUACGUUAGCGGCUUCGUUGGUUUUGUUUUAAGCCUAGUCAAAACUCAUUAUCUAAAGCAAUUUACACUUUUCGGAUGGACUCACGUAACCCUGUUGAUUGUUGUCACACAAUCCCAUCUUAUUAUGCAAAAUAUCUUUGAAGGACUCAUAUGGUUCUUGGUUCCGGUUUCAAUGAUAAUCUGCAAUGAUAUCAUGGCAUAUCUGUUUGGGUUCUUCUUUGGUAAAACUCCUUUAAUAAAACUGUCACCUAAAAAGACUUGGGAAGGUUUUAUUGGCGGAGCUUUCAGUACUGUUAUAUUUGGCAUGGUGUUAUCUUAUUGCCUCGUAUCAUUCGAUUAUUUCAUUUGUCCAAUUGAAUACAACGAAAGUAAAGAUUCCUUAAGUAUGGACUGCGAAAGAGUACCCGUUUUCCAAUUAACGGAUUAUACACUUCCAAAAGUACUACAGACUUUAUACGGACUGGUUGGGGUGAAAUUAGAAACUGUAAAAAUGUACCCAUUCAUGUUACAUUCUAUCUCAUUUUCGAUUUUCGCAUCAAUUAUUGGUCCUUUUGGUGGUUUCUUUGCAAGCGGUUUCAAACGCGCUUUUAAAAUUAAGGAUUUUGGUGACACAAUCCCAGGCCACGGAGGAAUUAUGGACAGAUUCGAUUGUCAAUUUUUAAUGGCAACUUUUGUUCAUGUUUACCAUUCGAGCUUUAUAAAAGCCGUAGGUCCGGCAAAGUUACUCUCAACAAUCCUCAAAUUAAAUUCCGCCGACCAAAUCGAACUAUAUCAAACGUUAAAAGACAACCUGAUACGGAAGGGUCUUGUUCCACACUAA